Messenger RNA from Sycon ciliatum, 3536 nucleotides. Its product is annotated as hapless 2-like. The transcript has 17 exons. NCBI's taxonomy places the organism in Eukaryota, Metazoa, Porifera, Calcarea, Leucosolenida, Sycettidae. The record is from RefSeq and is a predicted model, not a curated record. Bases 211 to 3042 code for a protein of 943 amino acids.
GAUUGAGCGCAAGAGGAAAACUUCAUAUCUUCACUCGUUGAUGACGAGUCAGGCCAGUGCUAGCUGAGUGGGAACUACGAGCAGCUGCGCAGAUCUGUGCGGUUUGACCCCAGCACCAAAUCACUGACCUCAGGAUCAAACUUUGACCCUUGGCCUUGAAGUUGAAAGUAUUAUAAUAGUUGGAUUGGCCUUCAUCUGUUUUUGCCUUUUAUGGAUCGCAAGAGGCCCAAUGAAAGGCUGCAAGCAGCCUCAAGAUUAGCUUUGACAUUCAUUGUACUUAUUCAUGUGUGGAUUGCUUGCGCUGGAGCAUCACUGCUGGCCAGCAGUAAAUUAACGAUAUGCGAACGAAAUGUCCCAACCAACACGGAUGCGUGGCUGAAUUGCAACCAAAGACUGCUUUCGACGCUUAGUAUCCGAAACGGACAGGGAGCGACAGAACAGCUCAUUGCUACAGUCGAGAAAGUACAUGAUGACAUCUCGGGAAGAGAGGCGUCUCUGGCACGCCCGCUGCGCAUCACUGCAACGAAGUCCCGGUCACUGGUCACGUACAAUCUGGCCACAUACACCAAGGGUGGCCAAGAGGACCAGUAUCCGGACGGACCUAGCCUUGGCGAAGUGAACCAUUUACCCUACGAGGAAGUGAUCUACACCACCGGUCGGUUACCUUCCAUUGGUGAUGCCGAGGAGCCAAGGUAUGAUUGCAAGGAUGGCUACAAUGAUCCACAGGUAGCCUGCGACUUUAAAUUUCUCUGGAAUGGUACGAGAAUCUUUGACAGUCAGGGUAUAUGCUGCUUUUGUACCGAUGAUGAAAUCAACAAUCUUUCAAACCAUUUCCGACGCUCAAACUUGAAGUGCGAGGAUGGUGGCAUCGGAUUCGAACCCAUCAAUGCUCCUAGACCGAUAUUGGAUUCAGCCCAUUGCCUGCGCUUCUCACCUCUAAACUAUACCAUUCUGUCUAUAUCUGAGCCAUACGUGGAGUAUACAAUUAACAUUGCUGUUGAAGAAUUGCAGCAGACGCAAAUCACAGCCGGACAAGCCCCACAACAAACGUACAAGCGUCUCAGCGACAUCAAACUGAGUCCAUUUCAGCCAGUGGGUGCAUCCCCUGGCAGGAGAGUCGUGGCUGAGGUUGUCGGGGACUUGUUACCAGCUCGAUCAUUUUACGAACUUCAAAACAAGUUCUUGCUCUUCCCUCGGUUUGAUCAAUUAAAUCUUCAGAUUAUUCGGGACCAUCCUGAGUAUAUCGAUCAGUUCAACGCAGGUCAGGACGGCUGGAUAGUCAUAGACAAGAAGGAUGUGGAUGUCACUGGGAAGACGUGCAACAAAAUCGGCGUCGGCUUCAUUGGAUUUUCAACGCAAGAAAGCGCGUGCGUAUCACCUCAGGGUACUUGCCUGGAAGCCCAGCCAGCCCAUAUCUGGGCAGACAUGCAGAAGAACUUGGCCAAGGGCAUUGUGACUGAGAACUUCCUGUCCUACUACAACAUUGAUACGUUCUACUUUCCGCCUCACGGUGCAUGGCUACCACAAUCUGUCUCACACACUGACACACAAACACGCAACACUAUCGUUGCUCUUCAGAUUGAUGCACAGACUCUCAGCAUUAUCCGCAGCCGGAGUGCAGGCAAGAUCAUUGAUACGUUAACCACUAACGUCACAGCACUGGAGAAGGGAGGACGGCUCAGUGUAACUGUGCAAAACGUUGGCAGUGUUGCAGCGGACUUCUAUAUCUCUAUUGGUGGAUGCCUUGGUAAUCUUCAGCCAGUACCUGCCCAGGCAGUUACCUUGGAGGUACAGCAGACCAGCACUCUCGUAUUCGACCUGGAGACAUUUGACUCGGAAGGCGGUGUGGCUUCCUGUACAGUCACUCUCCAGGACCAAGCGUAUGAGGUUGUUGACAACCGCAGGGUAAACUUCACCAUAGAAGAAACCUGUUUUUGUUUCCAAGAGUGUGGCUGCACAUGUGAUGCAGGCGGUGUGAUGUGUCCACCGCCUCGAAUCACCCUCUCCAACAGUACCUCAACCGGCAGCCCGUUCACUCGCUUUUGGGACGGCGUUGGUGAUUUCUUCGGCGGCCUCUACACAACUGUCUUGGCCGGAUUAGCAUCUACCGUCAUGGGACUGGUCGGCCUUGGCGCACUCAAGGCAUUGCUAUCUCGGCUACCAUCUUUUCCGACUGUCGGGUCCAAGCUGCCCAAAAUUCCUAAAGGCGCGCCAACUUCAAACGGGACAGUUGUACAGCGAACAGCGCGCUGCACAGCGUGUGCCUCCGACACGACACAGGGCUUCUUUAAGAAUGUGAAAAGUAGACAGAAGGUGGACUUCUUGAUGGCCCUUCUCUUCUUUGUCGCUCUGCCAGUCAUGGGUCUCUUCUGGCUGCUCAAGCGCUUCGUGUCAGCACUGCGGGAAACUUUCGAGCAAGUGUACGCCGAACGUGACCUACUCAUGCGAAAGUCGGUGAUUGUCAUCCGGCUGCAGGAGGAAAAGGACAAGACGGCCGGCUACUUGGGAGACGCUCACUGUGAAGAGACUAAUGAUGUAACUCCAUCUCACCUGCUCUUCAAUAUCGCGGAGCUACCGAGAAACUUGGCUGAGCGAGAGAAGCAUGACCUGGCACUGUAUCUAUCAGCCACCAGGACACUAACUUCGCAGCAUCGCUCUCAACCAUAUGCAGUCGAGUUUGCCAGUCUGGAUGCGUUGCUCUUGCACACUGGACUGGUCUAUCUCAACUUUCCCAGCAUUGUCUCGCAACACAUUCUCUGCAGACUCAAGAAAGUGGAACAUUCUGUCAGCAUCUGCGGGACUGUAAAACUGUGUGACGACGGCAGCAAUGAUAUCGAAUUUGACUGUGGUCGACACUUCAUGCAGGUGGCCCGCGUGGACAGGAAUGGUGUUGCCGUGCUGAUGAAACCACUCCUCAUUCCGAACAGCAUCGCCCGCUCCCGUAUCAGCCGCUUGCAGGCCUUGUCAUUUGUGACUCGGCGACCAUUGUAUCCGUGCACAAACUACAUGCCCGGCAUAGAUGAGUCUGACCCACGAACUUGAACUUCGCCAACUUUGAUGGUUGUUUUGCCUCGUUCAAUAUAAGUUCAUUAUCCUGCGAAGAAAUCUCUAUUCUCUCACUAUUUCUUUCUCUUUCCCAGUUCCAUUUCACUGCGUGUCAAGCAUAGAUUAGAGAGUCUUCGCUAUGGCAAGCAACUACAGUACCAGGCCUUUGGUGGUUACUCUAAUGAAGAUUGGCAGUAUCAGGACUCCUAUCAGCAAGUUAUUCCACAGCAGAAAUACCAUACUGGCUUAUUAAUUUACCGUUCUUGACACAUACUGGUAGUACAUGUAAUAUAACUAUACUGUCUCUGACCACUGACUUUACAUGUCCGCUGUUCUCUUUCCCACGGCAUCUCAUCAGACUAUCAAACAACCAUUGCUCAAUUGAAAUGACCAUCAUAAGUUUAUAACACUGUCUGGUUAUUUCCUUGCAGAAAAGCUCAUGAAUUUCAUUGCUGUCUGAUGAUCGACCAUGAACUGACGUCUGAAACGUC